UCUCUAUCGCAUGAAAAUUUUGUGAAGUUUAGAAGGUCAGAGUAGAGGGAGAGAAACUGGUUAUGGAGUUUUCUAGGAUCUCUAGUGUUCUGUUGUUGUGUGUUUUUGUAUUUCUAUCAUCCUCUGUCUCGAUCUCUUCUGCUUCUGAGGAGGAGAAGGAAUAUGUAUUGACUUUGGAUCACUCGAAUUUUUCGGAGAUUGUGUCAAAACACAAUUUCAUCGUUGUUGAAUUCUAUGCUCCUUGGUGUGGUCACUGUCAGCAGCUUGCUCCAGAGUAUGAAAAAGCUGCAUCUGCACUUUCAAGUCAUGACCCUGCAAUUGUUUUGGCUAAAGUUGACGCCAAUGCUGAAGAAAACAAAGAAUUCGUAGAGAAAUUUGAGAUACAAGGCUUCCCCACAAUCAAGAUCUUAAGAAAUGGAGGGGAGAACAUUCAGGAAUAUAAAGGCCCAAGAGAAGCUGAUGGCAUCGUGACUUAUUUGAAGAAACAAGUUGGCCCUGCAUCAUAUGAAAUCAAAACUUCAGAAGAUGUCGAAAGCCUUAUAGAUCACAAAAAGAUCUUUAUUGUAGGGAUUUUCCCCAAAUUCUCAGGGGAAGAAUAUGAUAAUUUCAUGAUUCUUGCUGAAAAGUUGCGAUCCGACUAUGAUUUUGGCCAUACUACAAAUCCGGAGCUCAUUCCUCGUGGGGAAUCAACGAUUACAAAGCCAACUCUUAGAUUGCUAAAGCCUUUCGAUGAACUUUUUGUUGAUUCCAAGGAAUUCAAUGUCGAGGCUAUGGAGAAGUUCAUUGAAGAAGCUAGCACUCCUCUUGUGACUCUUUUCGACCAAAGCCCUGAAUACGCUGUAUUUUUAAGCAAAUACUUUGAAAGUGCAGAAGCAAAGGUGAUGUUCUUGGUGGAUUAUAAUCAUGAUAAAAUCGAUAAUUUCAAAUCAUUAUAUCAUGAAGUUGCUGGAUUGUACAAAGGAAAAGGACUACAUUUCCUCAUCGGUAAUGUUGCAGAUAGUCAAGGUGUCUUCCAGUAUUUUGGAGUUAAAGAAGAUCAAGCACCUGUCCUCAUUCUACAAGACACCGAAGGUGUGAAUUAUGUGAAGCCAAAUGUGGAAGUUUCUCAGAUUGUUCCUUGGUUGAAGGACUACACAGAGGGAAAGCUAAAGCCGUUUAUAAAAUCUGAGCCAAUUCCGGAAAAGAACGAUGAGCCUGUGAAGGUGGUUGUUGCCAAGAGUCUUAGAGAAAUGGUUUUGGACUCCAAAAAGAAUGUUUUACUAGAGAUCUAUGCACCAUGGUGUGGGCACUGUAAAAAACUUGCUCCAAUCUUGGACGAAGUUGCCGUGUCAUUUGAAAAGGAUCCUAGUGUCGUAAUUGCCAAAUUGGAUGGGACUCAAAACGACAUUCCAAGCGAUACAUUUGAUGUUAAAGGUUACCCGAGUCUUUACUUUAGAUCAGCAAGUGGUAAAUUCACUUCAUAUGAUGGGAAUAGGACAAAGGAGGAUAUCAUCGACUUCAUUCACAAGAACAUUGAACCGGUUUCUGAAUCGCUUAGAGAUGAGCUUUGAAGAGUU
Messenger RNA from Lactuca virosa, 1556 nucleotides. Lineage: Eukaryota; Viridiplantae; Streptophyta; Magnoliopsida; Asterales; Asteraceae. The record is from the annotation of a GenBank genome assembly.